Molecule: messenger RNA, 1553 nt
Organism: Suillus subalutaceus
Lineage: Eukaryota; Fungi; Basidiomycota; Agaricomycetes; Boletales; Suillaceae
Exons: 9
Coding region: 317-1300 (327 amino acids)
Molecular function (GO): FAD binding; monooxygenase activity
Source: RefSeq, a predicted model, not a curated record
GCAUGCAGCGCUGCUGAAUACUUCUCCAAUUCUACGCUAAUCCAAUUGUACCCCUCAAUUUUACAACUACAGCCGUUAUCACUUCGACAUAUCUACCAACAAAUGCUGUACUUGCUCGCUUACGCCGAAUAUUAAUUGAACUUACGCUCUGGCGACUGCGGAGUUUAUUUUGAAACUGACCAUAACAGCGCGACUGCUGACUCCUCCGAUUGCACCAGAAGAGAUAGUAUAUAAAAUGCGAUGCAAAUCUCUUCUUACUCCAGCGUCCGUGUACAAGCCAACUGCACAGUUCAUUCCUAACUGAUCACUUGCACAGAUGGCAAAAACCAGAGUCAUAGUAGUAGGUGCUGGCAUCGCUGGUCCCGUUCUUGCAAUCUUCUUGAAGACUAAAGGCUACGAUCCUAUCGUGUAUGAAAGACUCCCGAGUCCAGCAGAGGGUGGACUCAGCUUCUUGCUGCAGCCUAAUGGUCUCCGUGAUGAUUUACUGUUCUCCUUGGAUGGAAAGGAGGACAUUCUUGUCGACAAUGAUGUUGCGCCUGAUACAAUGCGGGAACACUUUGGUUUCCCCAUGAUCGGAGUUCGACGUGCAGAGUUUCAACAGCUUUUGAUCGACACGGCCGAGAAGCACGGCAUUAAGAUCAAGUGGGGCCACCAGGCUAUUGAGUUUGAGCAAAGCGAAGACGCAGUAGAAGUCACGUUCGCAAAUGGCAUCAAGGAUACGGCAAGCUUUGUCAUAGGCUGCGACGGGCUGCACAGCAAUACCCGAAUUGCACUCUUUGGGAAAGAGAACGCAAACUUCACUGGAUUGGUGCAGUUCGGUGGGCUAUCUCCAACACCACCUGCUCUUCGUGGAAAGGGUGUGAGUAAUUACGGGAAUGGUCGCCAUAUGGUUUACGUACCCUGCCAAGGAGAUUGGAAAACACAACACGUAGAACAACAGAACGAAAUCCGAAGAGGAUCCCUCUCUGAUUGGGGGAUCGUAAAGUAUGGUCUCUACGACCGACCUGAACUUAAGUCGUGGUUCAAGGGAAGAAUCCAUCUGGGACAAGGUGCCAAUCAAGCGUUUGAGGACAUUUACCAUAUUAUGCGGCUUUUGAAGAAAUACAACCCUUCUGCUGGCCAUCCCUCAACAGAGUUGUUAUCGGCAAGGGCUAGACAGCAAGGGGAGGCUCGGGUUGUCGAAGGCAUCGAUGCAUGCAGGGUGAGAGAUGAAAAAAUCCGGGCAGGGUCCCAAGAUGAUGCGGCGAGGAUGGCCCACUAUGAAUUGUUAUCUGGACCGUUUAAGGACAGCGAAAUGUAGGUGCCUCCACUAGUACUUGUUGUACAGAAUUCGAACGGGAUUUGCCGCGUUGCACUUGACAUCCAGUAAUAACGCGUCGGACAGCAAUGAAUCCAUAUUUAGUCAUCCACAGCGAGCAAAAUAUUAGACCAAAUGACACCUGCAUACCAUGUAGCAUUCCAGCUGAGCGCUGAAAUCCUUACUGGCAUUGUGCUUGCAGAAGAACUACAGCCUAGUGUAAUAAUUUAUAUACUAAUAUUCUCACAGAUCAGCA